AAACAGGACACAGUCAUAGCCCUCCUGCAGAGACUGGCUGAUAGGAAGUGAUGGAGGGUGAAGGGCUGGAGAGCAGAGAGGCUCUAUAACCUUUUUCCCAUCCUGAGAUUAAUGCUUAUGAAUCUUAAUACUUCUGCCAUCGGCAGUAAAGAAGCUGUGAGAGGAGUGGUCUGAACCAAGAAUAUAACUCACUAAGACCAGUUACUUCACCAGUUUCCCAGCUUUAAAAACUGACAUUGUACAAAGAUGGUAGUUGGCGACUUGGAUGAUAAGACUGUGGCUGGAUCUGUUCCUGCCAUGAUGCCUGACAACAUGCCUGGUGCAGAGCAAGAGGAACAUGAGUAUGAAGAGCCCUUGAGGAUCAUGCUGCUUGGAAAGAGCGGGGUAGGCAAGAGCUCGAGUGGGAACACCAUCCUCGGGAAACACGUCUUUAAAUCAGACAUGAGGCUAGUGAGAGUCACCAGACACUGCGAGAAGAUGACUGGGACAGUUAAAGACGUGCCCAUUGAUAUGAUUAAGAAGGUUAAAGACGUGCCCGUCGCUGUGAUCGACACACCCGGCUUUUUUGAGACAGGAAGAGACAAGGGGGACAUUGUGCGAGAGGUUCUGAAGUGCGUCAAACUCCAGGAGCCAGGACCUCAUGCCUUUGUGGUUGUAGUCCCUGUAGGACGGAUGACUCAGGAAGAUCAAGAAACCAACGAGCUGAUCGAAGCAAAGUUUGGCCCAAAAGUGUGGGACUACACCAUUGUGCUGUUCACUCAUGGAGACCGCUUGGAUGAAAAAACAAUAAACGAUGUCAUCACUGAGAGCGACGACAACCUGCGCAACUUCAUACGCAAGUGUGGUGGCGGCUUCCAUGUCUUCAACAAUAAGAACCCGGAGGACCAGGUGCAGGUGGCCAGCUUCAUAGCAAAGAUCCAGACCAUGGUGGCCCUGAACGGAGGGCAUUACUACAACACAGACUUGUAUCCCGCAGAGGAGAAGAGAAUUAGAGAGAGACAGCAGAGCAUCCUGGCGGAGAAAGGUGAAGAGAUCAGACGCAAGGAGAGAGAACUGCAGGAGCGUUACCAAGGGGAAGAGCUGGAGGUGAAGAAGAGGGAGCUGUGGAGGAGAGAGGAGAACAAUGCAAGACUGGCUGCAGAGAAGGACACCAAGAUGAAUAUUUGGAAUAUUUUGCUAUGCAUACUGUUAAUGGGAGUAAUAGUACUGGUAGGUUGUGCUCUUCUAGAUAAGCGGUGGGAUGCAGCGGUGGUACUUAUUAUGAUUUUGCUUUUGAUUUACUUCAAGGCGUUUCCAUCUACUUUAAGAAAAAUACCAUGGUUUCCCAAGAAAACUCAAGGUUGUGUUGUUUUAAUUUGGAAAAGAAGAGUGAUGGAGAGGAAACGAAUCCGGUUCUUGUUUGAAGAAGAAGAAGAAGAAGAUAGGAACAGGAGAAGUAGCUUAAGGAAAAGAAAGAGAGCCAGAUAUUUUGAAGAUGAUGAUGAGGAGGAGCAGGAAGAAGAGGAGGACAGCGACAAGGGUGAGGAGGAAGAGGACAACAAGGAAAGCAGCGAGCAGCCAGGCACAUCCACACAGUACACUCACAACCAGAGGAUGCAAGAAAACAGAUUGUUGACUGUAACCUGUGGAAACAAAACAGGCAUCCUAGAUGUAGAAAAGCUGAACAGGGGUGAGGAGUGUAUCAAAUGUCAGAACAGCUGGUUCUCUCCCCCCACUUUCGAGGAAUUCGGGGGGAAAGGAUGCAGUAAAAAAUGGAAAACAAGUAUUUUCUAUGGAAAUAAGCCACUUCAGUUUUUGUUUGAGCAAGGUUCCUUAACCACCCCGGGAUUUAAAAAGAGAGGAACUCCCCCUACAAAGCAAAAGAAAAUCCGGUCAUCAAAUCGCAUAUCAGAGAGCUCCUCUGAAGAGUCACAAAUACAGUCCGCAGAAGAAACUGAGGAAGAUGAUGUUAGAGAUGAAGACUGGAUUCCAGGCAGUGAAGAAUUGGUACUGGAGGCAGAGGAAGAAAGGGUAGGGGUUGAAAAUGGAGGAGAGGUUAUAGACUCAGGAGCUGACAAGAGUGAAGAAGAGGAAGAUAAAAAGCAACAGGGAGAGAUGGAUGAGGACGUGCCUGCUGUUGAUGAUAACAGUGUUUGUGAAGAGAGGGAACCAAAAUUGAUCCAUUCAACACCUGAGAAACGUGCAUUGGAGAAGAAAGUCAAAGUCAUCAUCAAAAGGCUUCCAGAGUUUCAGGUACAGACUGCUUGUCAGUUCAUCUACGUGGAGUGUGAUACACUGAAAGACAGUUCAUAUGAUGAGAAUGCACAAAAUAAAGAGGACAGAGAACACAAUUGUUCAGCAAUAGAUGACCCCCCCGUCUCAGCUGGCACACACAUUGAUCCUUCCGAGAUGUCAGGCAUCAUUGUUGGAGGCUCUGAGAAAGAAAAUGGGGAGGAGUUUGUACAAAGUGAUGAAAGAAAAGAAGAUGAACAGAGAGAAAUCAAAACUGAAACUGGAAAUUCUCCAACACCUCUAUAUGCACCGGCUACCUCAUCUCUAGACAUCAAACCUGAAACUGAGAACAUGGGAGCAACCAGCAAUCACUGGGAGGAGAGAGAAGAAACGGAGCGUUGUGGAAAUACCCCGGAAGAAAACAAAAGUAGAGAAGUGGGGCCUGAAUUGCAGAUACAAUGGAUUCAAGGAUUUGAAGACUGUGAAAAUGCUAAUAACAAUCAUCUUUACAUGUCAACUUCUGAAGCCAGUGGUCAAUCUUCACCCAUACAGAGAGGUAUCAAGAAGGAAUACAUGGAUGCAGUGUGUGGUAGCGCUCCCACUGAAUCCCAGAGUGUGCUUGUUGACUGGACCACCUCUGGCUACGAAGCAGCGGAAUCACAAGCGAUGAAGCUAGAGACGAGAGUUCCCCAAACAAGCCGAGCCUCAGACAUCAGUCAGUCCUCCGACAUGGCGGAGGCUGCGUCCUCUAGGCCCUCUGCUAGCUGCGUUCUGGAUACAAUGGACCUUGAUCAGCUGAGGAGAGAGAAAUUAAAGUUGCAAAUAAAAGUCUUGAGGCUACAAGAGGAAUACUACACUCAGAAAAUAAGGGAACGUAAAGAAUGACGCUGUUUCAUUGGAGCCUGAUUGGAUGGUGCAAUAGGACAAUGUGAUCGCUCAGGGAUCACUGAGUGUUUACUCAACACUUGUCAUAACCUGCUAAAGUUGUCAACUUUAUCAUCAUUAUUUCUAUCUUCCAUCAUCAUCCAGCAGACAGAUUGUACCUAUAAACUUGAAGCAACUAAAACAACCUAUCUAUCCAUCAUCUAUACCCGCUUAUCCUUUUCCAUUGGUUCAGAAGGUACAGGGGGUAGAUUGGGUCACAGGUUGCUAACCAAAAGGUUUGCAGUUCGAUCCCCAGUUCUUCCCCCUGCAUGUGGAAGUGUCCUGAUACUGAGAUACUGGACUCCACAUCGCUCCUGAUGCUGUGCCAUCUGUGUGAAUGGGUGAAAAUGACAUGUGGUGUACCUGACUAAACUCUUAAUCCUGCAGAAUCCUAAAGCAAUACAAAUUAAUUAAAUUAAAAUUAAGUGCGAGGCAGGUAAUGCAUUUAUGUCACACACCUUGUGUUAUUAUGAGCAUUAGGCCUUUAACCAAGUGUGACUGCGUAAUGAUGAAACAAAGGAAAAGGAUGACAAAAGAAAGAAAAUAGAUUUUCUCUUCAUAUUAAAUGUUAAUGUUAAAACUUGCCUUACUGCAAGUGUACUAAUCAUUACAGAACAUGUGCUAUUAUUUAAUGAUUGUAAAAUUGUAAUAUUGAUACCUUUUUAUUUGUAUAUUGUUUUAAGGCCUUUGCCUAUAUUGCGGUAGUUGUGGGAGGAAAGGUUGGAGGAGCACCUAGCACUCUGGGAUCACUGGUACUGUGUAGAAGUAGUUCCAGGUUUCAGGAAGAAAUUUAUCUUAUCUAUAUUUAUCUUAUCCUUGUUCUAUUUUCGGCUUAUCUUUGUAGAUUGAAACUGAAAUCAUUUUUGUGCUGGAUGUAAACAAGAUGAAUAGAAAACUGCAGUCAGUCAACUAAGGCAGAAAUAUAGUGCGAGAAAAAGAAAA
This is a messenger RNA of Morone saxatilis (striped sea-bass), 4077 nucleotides long. RefSeq lists its product as uncharacterized. Gene Ontology annotation, molecular function: DNA binding; GTP binding. Bases 247 to 3096 code for a protein of 949 amino acids. The transcript has 14 exons. The record is from RefSeq and is a predicted model, not a curated record. NCBI's taxonomy places the organism in Eukaryota, Metazoa, Chordata, Actinopteri, Moronidae.